AUGAAUCCCCACCAGCAGAACAAGGUCGACCUCAGCAAACUCAACCCAGAGGAACAACGGCUAUUCCGCUUGUAUGGCAAACUUCCUAACAAGAAGGACCUGAUACAAAACAAGCUCAAGGAACGGAAGUACUUCGACAGCGGAGACUAUGCCCUCUCCAAGGCCGGCAAAGCCUCAGAUCUCGGCCUCACUGAAAUCGGUCGCGAGCAUCCUGUACCCGAGAAGAUCCCGCACAUAGCUCCACUCGCAUCACCGCACGGCAGCAACACUCACAACGGCCAGAACAAGGAUCAAGCUAGCGCCAGUCCCGUCAAGGAGCACGCUUUCCUGCACCGCGAAUCCAGCCUACACCGUGAGGCAAGCGCCGACGACUUCGAGGACGAGCAGCAGCCGCAACAGCAAGAAAACACCACCACCACCAAGUCAUAG
Westerdykella ornata is the source of this 429-nucleotide messenger RNA. RefSeq names its product Endosulfine-domain-containing protein. Gene Ontology annotation, cellular component: cytoplasm. The record is from RefSeq and is a predicted model, not a curated record. NCBI's taxonomy places the organism in Eukaryota, Fungi, Ascomycota, Dothideomycetes, Pleosporales, Sporormiaceae. The transcript has 3 exons. The coding region runs from base 1 to 429 and encodes 142 amino acids. Gene Ontology annotation, molecular function: protein phosphatase inhibitor activity.